CAAAGUCAUAGGUAGAUACAGUAAAGCUGGGAAUAGAGAUCAUGAGCCACCGGAUCCGACUUCCGAAAACGCUCUUGCUGGAACCAAGGGAAUGUUUGAACGACGAAAACACUCGGGGACGGAUGAGCUAUGUCGUAGACAAGGUUUGUAGGCAAGAGUGUAGCCGGACUGAAAAAGCUGCCACACAUUCUCAUACUGUAGUGCUCGCACGAGCGAUAAGGCGUACGUGGCCAGCCGAGAAUCCGAAAGGUUGUGGAGCACUCGGGCCUCGCUUGAGCUAGCUAGAUACACUUGGGACGUUCUACAACAUCAGCUUCUGCGUUCCCUCCGUCCCAAAAGCUCGCACAUUGGCGAAGUAUGGAAUGUAGGACACGCGACUGGAGGUUUCAGGCGUCUCUCUCUAAUCACUCGCUCACCGUGUAGGCCUCUGGCUACCGUAGUAGGCCAGACACAGACAUUUGGGCCGUACGUGACACUGCGAACAUUCUCCACACAAUACAUGUCUCUACCGUUACCGAUCGGCGAGCGGGACGUAUUGCUGCUGCUGCUGCUGCUGCUGCGGGCUGCCAGUCUUCUCACGAGGCGAACAGGAGAACCGACCGUAUGAACGCGUAGAGCAUUCCACUCCUCGAGCGAAGUCUGCAGGCUGCACUCAUCGAAGCCUCCUGCACAUAAUGCGGUCGCGCAAGGACCGUAGACUGGCCAUGCUCACAGACCGACCGUCAAUCCGUAGAUCGCCUUCGUUCCAGAGUCGCUCUCAUCUCUCUCGAUCGGCCCCAUCGCGUCGCCCUCCGUGUACAGACGACCUGGACACGGAAUGUAUCGGAGGCCUACGCGGGACGAGCUGGGGAGCAAGACAACACCUAUGGCGCUGCGGCCAAUCAAAAUCGCGCGAAAGAUUGAGUCCUGCGGGGUGGCCAUGGACAUCGAUGGCGAUCCCAGAACAUGGGAGCGUUCCCCGAGGCACAACGCCCUCGUCCCACUGUUCGUUCGGUGGGCUCAGGGCUGACCGACUCUCGCCCCGCUCGCAUCCAAAAUGUCGCCUGACUCCGGAAUCUGGACUUUCCUGCCAAUCUGCACUCUCUGCAGAGCGACCAAUCGCCGCGCGAUCUAUCACGGCCAGCGUCGCCCCCGAGCCCCGUCCUUCCGCAUGUCGAGUCCACCCUCGGGCCUGUUCCGCGAGUUGAGGCCAGAGCCCUUGUAAGAGACAAUCAUACCAGCGCUCCAGAGCCCAGAGAGCGCAGACCAUUCACGCCCCCACAGAUGGCAGUUCACCUAAACCCCCAGCCUCAUGCUCUUUCAACCGCCGGAACGCCCUGAGGGCCCUGAAGGCGAUAGACAAGGAUCCUUGACUCCUCACGCUGUCACGCUGCGUCUCAAUUUCUCAUACCCUCUGCAAAUCGUGGGGUGGGCUGCUCAUCACGGGGUUUCAGACCAGGCCUGCAAAGUCGUGGACGUCACCGCAUCCGGUCUGCGUAUGGGCCCGCAGAAAGAGACGUGAAGGACUGUCUCGCCCGAAGAGCUGACCGCGAAACACACCAAUUUAAUCGACAGCCAAGCGAGAUCGUUGCUCAAUCCGAGCUGUGCCGAUCGAAUCGUACGAGUUCGUUUUAUCCAUUUCCAUGUUGGCUCAUUUCGAACGAGCAUGAAAUGGGAAUGAAGUUCACCCCGACCGACAAACUCUUUCCUGUCGAGGUGGUUUCGAGACCUCAUACCUGGAAGCAGACUUCCGAAGCAAAGAUCCUGAAUUUACCACUUGCGAUGAAUUGCGCUGCAUACGAAAUUGGAGCGUGAAUGCCCUCGCACCUUGCCUGGAAAAUCCUCGACCCGGGCCAUACGCCACCAACAUUUUGGGGCCGAAUUGCAAGGCACAGUACAGUACGGUCAAGGACUGCCCUGUGCAGGAAGGAUGGGCUUGGCGUCAAGUUACUCGAGUAGCGAAAGAGCAAAGAGGUCUAGGGGAACUUGGGGGAGUGAGCAGAGGAGUACGGGGGCAUGGCGCAGUGGCAGACUGGCAGGGCAAUGGCAAGUGCAAGAGCAGUCCGUUGCUAAUGAUGGAAGGGGGUGAAAUCAGGCUCCUUGGUUCACUCGAUGGCACUCAGAAAAAGCACCCCCGCGUACCCAAAAUCAAUCCAUACGUCUUCCUUUCAGGAUGUACCUUGGAGCUUAUCAAAGGUCAAUGAAAAUUCUUUAUUGCGUUCGCAGAGAACAACUAUACUGUGGUAACACUUCCAACUAAUGCUGAUCAGAGCAGUAAGUACAGCGCACAGGGUAUAAGAUCAGACUUUCGUCAGGAUAUUUGUCGUGUCAUUCAUAUGGCAAAGGACAGAAUAGAAGGAGGAUAGUAAAGAGCCCAUAGUGGAGUACAAGAUAGAUAAAUGAAUAGUUUAAAAGACUUGUCUAGUAUCUAGGUUUAUCUACUUUUUAAGUAAUAAACGAGGGUUGGGAGCUGACAUUCAAUGGCAAGAG
Marchantia polymorpha subsp. ruderalis is the source of this 2469-nucleotide messenger RNA. NCBI's taxonomy places the organism in Eukaryota, Viridiplantae, Streptophyta, Marchantiopsida, Marchantiales, Marchantiaceae. The record is from the annotation of a GenBank genome assembly.